CUUUUUGGCUUGAAAAUGGCAAGUUGGGAACUACUGUUUAGACUGCAUAUAAUAUCUAAGAUUUGCUCUUUCGAGGUUUUCAAUCAAAUUUGAUAAGGAUGGUUAUCUGCUUUAAUUCGUGGCAAUCAUCUGUUUGCUUGUACGUUCUGACUUAUGAGGCUUUGGAAAAAUGUAGUCCAUUUGAAAAAGUGACAGAGAGACAGAGAGGCCAUGUGCCAACAUAGACCAAUUCUAGUCCAAUCAGAGGGCGCCAUCGGAUACUACAGGCUAAUGCAAAAUUUUCACGCAAAAUAAAGGUUUUCCCGUUCCCAAACGAACACGAUGAUUAAGGACCCAAACGGCUAACCGAAUCUCUCUCUCUUUUCCUCUCUAUCGCUGCAAAUCUACCUGCAUUUUGCGAAUCCAAUAAAUCUCUUCUUUACACUUUCCCGGGAUCUGGGCCUCCUUUAUUUUCCCUGCAAAAAAAGAAAAAGAAAGCAAGAUAUUGUCUUCCACUCACACUGACACAUGAACCUAAAUGAAGUUAGAGUCCUUCAAUCAUUGGGUUUCAGUCAAGUUCUGAGUGUACGACCGGGAUCUCAAGUGGGUGCCUGAUAUAUAUAUUCUUGGGUAUUUUCUAUUUCCUGCUAAAGAGUUCACACACUUCUAGAAGACACCCAGGUGAUUUAAUGAUUUUGUCGUAAAAGUGUGAGACCCAGAUCCUGCAAUUUUUAUCUAGUUUCCAAUCUGGGGCACUCUUCAUUUUUUCGCUGUAACAUUCACACGCUCCUCUUGGACACCAAAGAUUGAGUCAUCCAGAUUUUCACUUCAUGGACUAGAUCUUGAAAGGGUGUUUGGUAAUUGAUCUUGGUUUGUUUCUUAAGAUUUUUGGCACCAAAUCGCCUUAGGAUUUUGUUUUUUGUGAGGAGUAGAUGGCUUAUCCACCAGACCAAGGACUCUAUACUGGUGUUUUGAGGUUGGUGUUGGUUUUGGUCGGGGUGAGUUUGGUUGGCUUCACAGUCGGGCCAUCCAUGUUACGGCGCUUGACAGGGAAUUCAACUGCUCAGGUUUCAUGUCCUUCAUGUGUUUGUGAUUGUUCUUCAGAGGAUUUCCUCUCCAUACCUUUAGGAAUCUUCAACAGCUCAUUUCCAGACUGUGGUCAAGGCGAUCCCGAUAUGAAUGAGGAAAUGGGGAAGGAUUUUUUAGCUUUACUGUCAGAGGAGCUAAGUUUACAGAAAGCCGUUGCCAAUGAUUCCAUGCAACACACCAAAGCAUUACUAUCAGAUGCUUGGAAAACCUUUUCGCACUAUCAAAAGGAGGCAGAAAAGUGCAGUGUUGGAGUGGAAACUUGCGAGGAAGGAAGGGAGAGGGCUGAAAGACAACUUGCGGAGGAGCUUAAGCUUUCAGCCUUGUGGGAGAAACGAGCUCGUGAACUUGGGUGGAAGGUUAACAGAAGAAUAUAUUCAUGAAUUUAGUUAUAAUGCUUUUCUUGUAUGCUAGAAUGUUAGGUUUUUGGUUGUGACAUAGAUUGUACAACUAAUGCUUAAAGGCAUAUCUUGUGAAUAUAGAUACAUUGCUAAUAUUUGCCCUCCUAGCGGUCUUAUCUCUAAGAAUGAAACAUUGUCAGGCCACCUUCAAUGGAAAAGGAAAGGAGAUGAAUCAAAUGAAUCAAUGCUUUUAGAUUU
Messenger RNA from Juglans microcarpa x Juglans regia, 1664 nucleotides. RefSeq lists its product as uncharacterized. The transcript has 3 exons. The record is from RefSeq and is a predicted model, not a curated record. The coding region runs from base 912 to 1448 and encodes 178 amino acids. Lineage: Eukaryota; Viridiplantae; Streptophyta; Magnoliopsida; Fagales; Juglandaceae.